AAUCCUCGUAGCUGAUACACAAGUUGCAAGACCACAACAUGGCUGGUCGUGGUAAACACGCCCUGUCUUUUAAAAUUCUUGGAGAAUGCUCCACAUCAAAAGCACGGGCGUCUGCAGUGACGCUCCCGCACGCGACAGUUGAGGCUCCAGUUUUCAUGCCUGUCGGAACUCAAGGAACGUUGAAAGGGCUUGUUCCCGAUCAGCUGAGAGAACUUGACUGCAAAAUAAUGUUGGGAAAUACCUAUCAUUUAGGACACCGACCAGGUCCUGAUUUGCUGGAGAAGGCAGGAGGUCUACACAAGUUCAUGAACUGGGACCGAGCUCUGUUGACUGACAGCGGAGGUUUCCAGAUGGUCUCAUUGUUAGAACUUGCGGAGAUAACAGAGGAAGGUGUCAAGUUCAAAUCCCCUCACGAUGGAUCAAUGAUGUUGCUGACUCCAGAAAAAUCUAUUGAAAUUCAGAACGCAAUUGGCGCUGACAUCAUCAUGCAGCUGGACGACGUCGUCCACUCGUCCGUCUCCGGACCUAGGCUGGAGGAGGCCAUGCACAGAACCAUCAGAUGGCUGGACCGUUGUAUCGCAGCUCACAAACGUCCCUCGGAGCAGUGUCUGUUUCCUAUCGUGCAAGGAGGUUUGAAUGCUGAGCUAAGGGAGAAAUGUGCGAAAGAACUUCUGAAGAGAGACGUUGGUGGCUACGCCAUCGGUGGGCUGAGCGGAGGGGAGGAGAAGUCAGACUUUUGGAAGAUGGUCAAAGUCUCCACCGAUCUGUUGCCCAAAGACAAACCGCGGUAUCUCAUGGGGGUCGGGUUUGCCGUUGACCUGGUGGUGUGUGUGGCCCUGGGAUGUGACAUGUUUGACUGCGUUUUCCCGACACGCACAGCCAGAUUUGGAUGCGCGCUCGUGAAAACAGGACAGCUGAAUCUCAAGAGUAAAUCGUUUGCCCAGGACUUCCGCCCCAUCGACGGGUCGUGCCUGUGUCCUACAUGCAAGACUUACACGAGGGCGUAUCUCCACACACUGGCCAACACGGAGGCCGCGGCCUGCAACAUCAUCACCGUACACAACGUGGCCUACCAGGUACCGUCAGUGGGUGGUUGGUGGCCGCUCUGCUGGGCUUUGCUCUUUCUUUCCUGUCAAACGUCGAUUGUCCUUAUCUUACUUACUUUUUACUUUUUUCUUCCGCUUGUACUCAACCCAGUGAAUGAAAUAUGCAUUGUUUAUAACCCAUGAUAAAAGAUGUGUGCACCACCUGUACUCUUUCACUAUGGAAACUUUAUUUUACAAAUGAGUGUUUUAUAUGAUGGGAUGUGGGCCAGUGGCCUUAAACACUGAAUAACUUACUUACUUGCAUGAUUUUAUACGGACUGGAGAUUUUUUUAAUUUUAGUUUUUUAGGUACUUUUGAGAUAUUGGAUGUCCGAGUUUUGUGCAUUUUGAAUGCAAAAGCAGAUAGUACUUUUUUCCUGAGUGUAUUUUUCUCGGAGCAGAAUGGUCAUUUCAGAACCAAAAGGGGAUCUCCAUUCAGUGCGUGCAGAUAGUAGAACCCGCAACAAACCGUGACUCGA
Aplysia californica (California sea hare) is the source of this 1563-nucleotide messenger RNA. RefSeq names its product queuine tRNA-ribosyltransferase catalytic subunit 1. Lineage: Eukaryota; Metazoa; Mollusca; Gastropoda; Aplysiida; Aplysiidae. The transcript is spliced from 8 exons. The record is from RefSeq and is a predicted model, not a curated record. Gene Ontology annotation, cellular component: cytosol. Gene Ontology annotation, molecular function: tRNA-guanosine(34) queuine transglycosylase activity. The coding region runs from base 39 to 1229 and encodes 396 amino acids.